AGGCCUUUCAGAUGACCUCACGAGACAGGACAUGAGAAGACGGCCGGCAUAUUUAGUGAACAAGAAAUAGCAUAAAGGGUAUCAAAAACAACUCGAAAACAAUUAUUCUGUGUACCGAUCAAGAUGUCUGCUGACCCUAUACCUAAACAAAGAGUUCAACUUUUCAAAAACAAGGGAAAAGAUGCAGAGGAGAUGCGGAGGCGGAGGACAGAGGUCACGAUAGAGCUGAGGAAAAAUAAACGUGAUCAGCAUGUCCUGAAAAGGAGGAACGUCCCUGCUCAAGAUAGUACAGAUUCGGAUGAUAAUGAGAAACCUACGAGCCAGUCCCUACAAACAAUUGUGUUGAAUGCUUCAAGUCCCGAUACAACUGUUCAACUUAGCGCUGUGCAGGCUGCAAGAAAACUUCUCUCAAGUGAUCGAAACCCUCCUAUUGAUGAUUUAAUAGCCUCCGGAAUCCUGCCUAUUCUAGUGGACUGUUUGCUGAAAGAUGACAAUCCUUCCUUACAGUUUGAAGCUGCGUGGGCAUUGACUAACAUCGCCUCUGGGACGUCCCAGCAGACACAGGCAGUGGUUGGAGCAGGAGCGGUACCACUCUUUCUUCGUCUUCUUCAUAGUCAGCACCAAAACGUUUGCGAACAGGCAGUCUGGGCAUUAGGAAAUAUUAUUGGUGAUGGCCCUCAGUGCAGAGACUAUGUGAUAAGUUUAGGGGCAGUUGCCCCUCUUCUCGAGUUCAUCAACCCCAAUAUCCCCCUCCCCUUCCUGCGGAACGUCGCCUGGGUCAUAGUGAACUUGUGUAGGAACAAGGAGCCACCACCACCUGUAGACACCAUUCAAGAAAUUCUCCCUGCACUCUGUCAGCUAAUCCACCAUACAGACGUUAAUAUUCUGGUGGACACAGUAUGGGCGUUGUCAUAUUUGACAGAUGGGGGCAACGACCAGAUUCAGAUGGUCAUAGAUUCGGGUGUGGUUCCUUUCCUUGUUCCCCUGCUUAGCCAUCAGGAUGUUAAAGUUCAGACUGCAGCAUUGAGGGCUGUGGGUAACAUUGUCACUGGCACUGACGAACAGACACAGGUGGUGCUAAACUGUGACGCACUUACACACUUUCCUUCUCUCUUGUCACAUCCAAAAGAAAAAAUAAACAAGGAAGCUGUGUGGUUCUUGUCAAAUAUCACAGCUGGAAACCAACAGCAGGUGCAGGCUGUGAUAGAUGCAGGGCUAAUACCUCUCAUCAUCCACCAUUUAAACAGGGGUGAAUUUCAGACUCAGAAGGAAGCAGCCUGGGCAAUCAGCAAUUUAACUAUAAGUGGUAGGAAAGAACAGGUAUCAUAUGUAGUACAACAAGGCGUUAUACCGCCGUUCUGUAAUCUUCUGGGGGUCAAGGACACUCAAGUUGUCAAUGUCGUCCUUGAUGGUAUCAACAACAUCCUGAAGAUGGCAGGAGAUGACCUGGAAUCAAUCAACCAGAUGAUAGAAGAAUGUGGCGGCUUAGACAAAAUUGAAAGUCUACAGAAUCACGAAAACGAAGAAAUUUACAAACUUGCCUAUGAAAUUAUUGAUCACUACUUUUCUGGUGAUAUUGAAGAGGAGGCGUUACUCCCCCAAGCAUCAAACGAAGGAUACCAGUUUGACCCUAAUGCACAGAUUCCAUCGGAAGGAUUCAAGUUUUGACCACAGCUGAAGACACUAAUUAAAUUGUUGCCAUAUUAGAUGUUGUGGCGCCAUCUGUGCCACGGCUGAUCCAAGUUGGAAGUCCUGCCAGCAAACAAACGUUUCACCCUGGCAAUCCAAAAACUUGACCCAGUGUAAUUGAUGUGGAUGAAGAAAUGUUCUGUUUCCAUCACAUCAGCACCCCCAGAAUAAGUCGCCAUAGCGGGAAUGAGGUCAAGGACGUGUAGGCAAAGGUGCCCGAAGAUGCUGAUGAGCCCAUCUGGAAACUGGCGACUCCCAUGGAGACUCUAAUCUAUUUGAAUUCCCUUAGAAAUACGAGUGAAAGAAAACUGAUUUCGCCGGGGAGAAAUGUUUUCGGGGCAUGAAUUGCAUGCAUGACAAGACGUUGUUUGUGGUCCCUACAGACUACGUAUAUGAAGGAGCUUCUUAUGUAUUCAUCCUUGACUUGAGAUGAAAAUAAUAAGUUGAUCACUGAUUAUGAUUUCUACAGAAUAUUUGAAUUCAACCUAAGACUGCCUACCUACCAUAUACCUUCAUGCGAUGUAACAAGCAUCCACCAGGUUUAGCUUGUCAACCGGAACUAAAGGACCUUUUAGUGUGCCAAGUAAGUUUGGAGACAUUUUGGCAGUAAUUCACAACCAUGGAUAAUUUUGCUCAAUGCUAUUGUAUAUCAGUGUUGGAACUGUCUCUCUGCAGUGUGGUACUGUCCAUGUUAUGCAAGAAAAACGAGAAACACAUUUAUGACCGAACUCUUGGACCCUGUGUUAGGUUAUAAGAUAUUUCCUGAAGCGCCCUGUUCACUUCUUGUAGAACUGCCUUUCGGUGCACUGAGCCCAAUUUUGAAGCAUGUCCACAGUUGCUGACGACGUAGUGAUGAUGAUUCUCACUGCACAUUUGAGGACAGACUUUGAAUCGAGACGAGGUGGAUCCUACAGGAAUCAAAUUUGAAUUAACUGAUUUGAUCUGACAUUUAUUUAAAUGUAUUCUAAGUAUUGUCUCUAUCCUUGGGCGUGUCUUGUAACAUUUCUACUGUGUCUCUUAUCGUUUAGUUCGUAGUCUGGAUAUAUUUGUUUUUCGGUCAUGGCUGUUUGUAACAAAGUAUUAACUUAUGAAAUUGCAUUGUGCCUUAGGACUUUUCUAAAUUGGAAGUGUUAAAGUUCAUUAAUUUUUCUACCAAAUUACUUGUAUUUAAUUACUCGAUGUUGUUUUUCUGUCAGGUUUCCACAUUAUUUUGACACAGACAUAUCAUUCCAGUUUUGUUGAUACUGACUUACAGCCACACUGUUAAAAUCAAAGCUUAAUGGAAAGGUAGUUUGACCUGCAUUUCGAAUUAUUGAGGGCUUCCAUUACACACAAAAAAAAGCUAUUUUGUUUGCAGCGAUUUGUCAACUAUGGGUUUUGGUCAGCUGAGAUUUUGGAGAAUUAGUUUGAUAUGUGAAUAAAAUAAGUACCUGUUAUGUUGUUUUGUAAAGUGGUUUCUGUUAAUUGUGAAAUAUUAAUUCAUGUUUGUUUUUAGGGGUGUAGUUGUUGAUUUUUAUUUGGAUAAAAACCAAAGACCAGUAUAGGAAGUUACCCACUUAUUAGUAACACUUUUGGUUUUAGAAAAAAAUAUUGUUCGGAUACAUCUGACUGCUAUUUAAUGGAAAUGGCUCUGUAGGUGGGAAAGUCCUCAUGUGGAUUUAAAAAAGCAUUUGUGAACUCAGUGAUGACAUGAAGAGAAGAAUACUGUGAUACGCUUGUAAAGAUAAACUGAAAGCAGGGUCACAGUGAUAUAAUGACAAUCGGAGCCUUAGCAUUCCCUAGGGCGAACCAUCGGAUUUGUACUUUUUCAAACUAUACGUCGGAUGGUAUGUCAAUGUUUUUUAAUAUGUAAUCUUAAAAAGAAGUCCGCUUGAGUUUGUAACAUAAUUGAUCGAAAUAUCGAUCCAGUUGUCAGUUGGGCUCUUGGGCCUGACAGGCAAUCAGAGGCAGUUAUUAAAGACUGAUCUAGAUUUAUCUCUGCCAAGACUGGGCUAGGAAGAGGUAACAGUAUGGCACUGUUCUGUUUUUAGUACAAUGUUUUUACAGAUUAAAACAUGAUCUGAAUGUUGAUUUAUUGAAUCCUCUACAGAGAAUUAGGUAUAGUGAAAGGAUACUGCCAUGGGUUGAGGCCAUGUGUCAAGUGGUCUGUCCUCCGUGACAAAUAUUACCAGUGUUAUCAGCCACAUUGCCAAUGACAACUGUCAUUGUGAAGAUUGGAGAUGUCCCAAGUCAAGUUUAUUUGAUGCUGAGACUUGUAACUUGUUGGGAUGAGGAGCAUGAUUUCAUGUAGACUUCUUAUGAUUGCGCUAAUAACUAUUGUUUCUUGUGUCCGCUGGCAUGAGUGUCUUCUCUGAGGUCGCAGUGUUUUUCACCCGUUCUUUCCACCAUGCUUGUUUUCCUCAAGGAUAGGUAAAUAACCAUUAUUCAAUAUCGUAGGGACCUGUUUAUUAUUUUCGAGGUGACCCUUUAAUUCCACGCUGUUUUGUUUUGUCGACACAGCGGUUCAGAAAAUUAAGCAUCAUAUGCUUCGACAUGAUCAAAAAAGAAACAAGACACAAACUUUUUCUUUUGACCAUAUAUUGUAGUUCCUAUGUUUUUUUUAAAUUAACCAACUGAGGCUUUCAAUAUGCUUUACGGAUAUUAGACAAUUGAUAACCAAAUUAAUGCAUACUUAAUCAAUUGGAUGUAUUUAUUCUUUUCACAUUGUGGACAUAAUGAAUAUUUUUUAAGAAUUUUUCUUUUUCUUGAUUUUUUUUAUUUUAAAAAGAGUGUUGUAGAUGUUGAAGAAAUGGUCACAACCUCAAAAGUGUUAAUACCCUUCAUUCACAGGCUUUAAUUUUGUUCAAACCAUACUAUUAAGAAAGUAUUCUCUAAGUUGUGGGAUCUUGCAAUAUCAAAUACGAAUACCCCACAUGUUCAGGGUUCUUUAGACAUGCUGACUACUUUCAUUUAUCUCUUUGUAUGAAAAAUAACAUUGAGUUACAAAAAGCCAAGUUAUUCUAGAAUUGCUUUAUUUAGUCCAUGAUGUUGAGCUGUAUUCAAUAACUAAAUCAUGUUUCAUCAAUAAUGUACAAUUCUCUGUUUAUCUGUUCACAAGGCCCAGGGAUUAUCACGGUUCCAAACAAACUCUCCUUUGCAGAUAAAAUAGAGAAAAAAACCAAAAUUUUGUUCAAAAUUGGCACUUUCUUAAAAGUCCUUUAUUCUUACAUUCAUCUCGAAUUUAAUAUUUCAUUCAAUGCAGAAAUGGUAAAACUGAACAAGUCUCUUAUGUAUUGGUUCUGUUGUCAUUGAAUUGAAAGUCGCCACUGUUAAAGUCAUGAAAUUUGUUAUUACGUAAUAACAUAAAUUGGCAAUAUUUUAUUCCAAUUUGGGAAUUUUUACUGAAAAUCGCUGUAGACCUGGGGCCAAAUAUUGACCUCUUAGCAGGUCUAGAUGAAUCCUUGACGUCUAUUUACAAGGUGAUAAAUGACCGUAUUACAAGGCGUGUGAUAAUUACCGUAUUACACAGUGAAAAUGAGCAAUAGGAAAUGUCCGAUUUUGAAGAUUGUUAUACAACAAUUAGAUUUGUUGAGUCACUUUCCAGUGUAAAUAUGAUGGGAACAAUGCAUACAAGGAGUUGUCCAGAAAAACGACAGACGAGGACACAUUUGGAAGGGUAGAAUAUGGCAUGUUCUGUACACAAAAACUUAUUUUCACGUUGUGAAUAUGCCUUGUACAUUGUGUGCUGUUGUGUCUGUCACUUGUCCUCUUUCAUAAUAUAUGCCAGGUAGUAAGAGACCUAUCCUUAACAUCAGGGCUGGCAUGUUGAGUUAGGGGAAGUUUCAGUGAAACUGAAUUAUUAUUUUAUAAUGAAUCAAAAUAAUUUUGUAAAUGUACUUAAGACAUCUGGCAGUCAAAAUGGCUAGGAUAUUUACGCAUUGUGUUUUUCUUAAAUAUAUUGCCAAAGUUUUGUGAAAUUGUUGACAUGACCAAAUUGAUAUGGUUUAAUUUUUCUCAAAUGUCUCUGUUGUGGUAAAUGUAUCCUUUGGAUACAAGGGGUUCUUGUACGAGGCAACCAAAUGAAUUGGGUGGUCAGGCUCUGUGUGACUUGGUUGAUUGCGUGCCAUUGUACCCUAACUGCAUGGAACGCUGCUCACAUUAUUGAUCACCGGAUAUUUAGAGACUGCUGUCAUAUAACUGGAAUGUUGCCUAGUGUAGCAUUAAAAAUGAUUUUAAGAAAUGAAACAUCAAUUCAAAUUGAGGAAUAAUCGGCUGUAAACACACUCAACUCUUUUUCCCAAGUGAUAAGGGGCAGUCGGGUAGCCUCGUGGUUAAAGCGUUCGCUCGUCACGCCGAAGACCCAGGUUCGAUUCCUGACAUGGGUACAAUGUGUGAAGCCCAUUUCUAAAAGCGGCGUAAAACCAAACUCACUUACUCACUCACUCCCAAGUGAUACUUGUGUUUUUGGUGGUGUGAACAGCAAUUGUGUAUAUUGCAAAUUACUUUUGGUCAUGGCAUGUGCUGUAUCUGGUCUGAACAUCUUGGAGUUUGACACUUCUUGUGUUGGUCCAGCCAACCUGCUUGUGAUCAGUUGGGCACAUUUCAAUCACUAUUAGCAGGCCCCAGUGAUCGAGGAUACAGUUUUGCAUGUUUCAACAUUAAAAUCAUAUCAGUUUGGUCAUGCAAGUAUUUUCAACUUGGAUAGUUUAUAUCAGGUUGAUGUAAAUAUAUCUCAUUUUCUGAAGCCAAGAGUUAUUUUACCAGAGAAAUGAGAUUAAGAUAUGGGAGUUUUGUCCCAAGUAGAUGCCAGCAAGAUAAUUAAGGAUAGGUAAUGUUCGCUAGUCUCACCCUAUUUUGAGAUUGGCUACCUUGUUAUGCAUAACAUGUUUUAACAAGUCCAUUAUACUGAUAGUGAUUCAAUUUGACCUCUUUUGGUGAUUGCCAUUGGAUCAUUUCUGAAAUGAGACGCUUGCCAAGCAGAACAGCUGCUACUGUGCCAUUAUGUUGAGAUCACAGCCAAACCUAACAGUUUUUUAAUAUAUAAAUCAUAUUUCUAAAUACCUGCGAUGCUGUAUAAGGAGCAGUGGUACAAUUAUGUUUUUCAAAUAUUUUCAAAAGCAACUUAUAAGGCAUGCAUGACAUUGAAGCCGUGGAACUGAAAUUAUUAUUGAAAAGUUAAAAUAUAUUUAACUUUGUUUGGAAAAAUUCUGUUUCUGGCAUUUUAGGAAAUAUAUUGAAAGCCUUAUAUACCUCAACAGAUAGAGUAAAAGGGCAUUUGAUAAGUUUUGUUAUGCCUAGUUUGUGUUGCAUAUCUGUAUGGCAUUGGCUGAGCCUCCAAUAUGGCACAGACUGAGAAGUACAACAGCUUGCUGCCACAAGUGUCAAAGCACAGUCUUAAACUCCAGAGGCAUAUUCUCAAACAUUGGGGGUCUUUUGGGGGAGGGCGACAGCUCAAAGCAUAUAUAGUUUUAAACAUGUAAUAAUAAAUGCUACCAAUUUUGUGUAUUUCGUGAGCUGUUCUAAACAGUUAAUCUUUUAUACUGAAUUGUUAUGCAGAGAAAGUUGAAAACUCACUGCCUUAAUAUUUUAUUUAAAAGAAAUACAUUGAAAUGGUCCAAUGUGUAUUAUGAUGCUAUUGCGAUUCAUGUGCCAGGGGAAUCUCUUGUUGACUUGUUAAGUAAAAAUAUAUUCAAAGAUUUAUUUAAAAUGCUGUUAAUGAACCCUUUUUCUCAUUAACCUCUUCAUGAAAACUUGCCCUAGAUUGGUCAUGUGAGAUGAAAAUGAUAUCCCCGUAUCAUGUCUGAUCCACAAUAUUGUGCAAUCCCAAGUCUGUAUAACAUAUUUGCAGUCAUAAUUAUUAUUGACAAUAUAUAUUAUGUAUUUGUCCAUGGACAAACUAAUGUUAUCCUUAAGGUCAAUCAAAUGGUUGCAUUAAAGAUCAGUUGAUCGGCCGCACAAGGUAAAAAUAUUUGAAUAUGAUGCUGUGUUAUGACGGAACUGGCCCUAUCUCAGACCAGUUGAAGCUGCAAGGGUUAAUGCAGAUGGGUUGCUGUCAGUAGAGGAUUUUCCCAAGUCAACAUACAGAUUCCCCUUGCAAUUGAGGCUGUUUAAGACACAGCCAAGCCUGGAUGAGCCCAUGUUGUUGUGUAUAUGCAAACAUACCUUAGGUUCGUUCACCUUAACAUAGCCUGAAUUAUUCAGGCCUCGGGAAUACUGCACAUGACGAAGCAUGGUGCUUCAAGUCUUAGUUUCUCUAUGUCUGAAUAUUCAGGUUCACCUAUUGAAAACUCUCCAGGACUUGUCUGCUUUGUAAUUAUUGAAACAUGUUGAUUUUUGUUUUCAAAAGUGGUUGCCAUAGCUACGUUCAAAUGAUAGUUGCAAAGGCAUCCUUGUACAUGUUUAACUUGAAAAUAAAAAUCAAGUAUGAAGAAAGAAA
Messenger RNA from Haliotis rufescens (red abalone), 8104 nucleotides. RefSeq names its product importin subunit alpha-4-like. Lineage: Eukaryota; Metazoa; Mollusca; Gastropoda; Lepetellida; Haliotidae. Gene Ontology annotation, molecular function: protein binding; nuclear import signal receptor activity. Gene Ontology annotation, biological process: NLS-bearing protein import into nucleus. The coding region runs from base 124 to 1668 and encodes 514 amino acids. The record is from RefSeq and is a predicted model, not a curated record. The transcript has 14 exons. Gene Ontology annotation, cellular component: nucleoplasm; nucleus; cytoplasm.